AGAGUAUAAUUUUUAUUCAGAAUAAAUUGCAUUGUUUUUUUUUAAUUCGGCAACCAAGAUGAUGCCUGAACCAGAAAAUUGUCCGGGUGUGGAAAGCGCCAAUGCGGGUUUAGGAAGUGCCUGCCAAGGUUGUCCUAAUCAACAAAUCUGCAGUGAUCCCAAUAAGAAACUUGAAGAUCCCGGCAAAGCAUUAGUGGCUGCAGCUAUGAAGGAUGUUAAUAAUAAACUGUUGAUAUUAUCUGGCAAAGGCGGCGUUGGGAAAAGUACAGUGACCAUGUUACUAUCGCGUUAUUUGGCCAAAAGUUACAAUGAUAAAAAUUUCGGUGUUUUGGAUAUUGAUAUAUGUGGUCCAUCCCAACCACGCCUAUUAGGCGUAGAGGGAGAAAAUGUUCAUCAGUCGGGUUCUGGAUGGUCUCCGGUAGGCGUUGAUGAUAAUUUAUGUUUAAUGUCGAUUGGUUUUUUGUUGGGAUCUCCAGAUGAUGCAAUCAUUUGGCGAGGACCAAAAAAGAAUGGCAUGAUUCGACAAUUUUUAAGUGAAGUUGAUUGGGGGACUUUAGACUUACUACUAUUGGAUACUCCACCUGGUACUUCGGAUGAACACCUAUCGGUAGUAUCAUAUUUACGUGAUGAACAAGAACCAAACUCACUUAAAGCCAUUAUUGUAACAACACCCCAAGAAGUGUCACUACUGGACGUACGCAAGGAGAUAAACUUCUGUAAAAAACAAGGUGUACAAAUAUUGGGCGUCAUUGAAAAUAUGAGCAGUUUUCGGUGUGGCCAUUGCGGUAACUCCUCAGAAAUAUUCCCUGCUAAGACUGGUGGUGCCAAAGGAAUGUGUGAUGAAAUGAAUGUGACAUUUUUGGGCUCAUUACCACUAGAUCCGGAACUAACAAAAGCAUGCGAUAAGGGAGAAGACAUUACAUCACUAAAGAAUUCGACGACAGCAGCUUUAGAGGAAAUAUGUAAAAAUAUAGCUAAAAUCUUUUGAAAAUGUAAAAAAAAUAAUACCUAGUAAGUCUAAAGAUGUAUAAAAUAAAAAUAUUUUCAUAUGUAUAAACGACGAGCAAAA
Calliphora vicina (urban bluebottle blowfly) is the source of this 1069-nucleotide messenger RNA. RefSeq names its product NUBP iron-sulfur cluster assembly factor 1 (gene Nubp1). Lineage: Eukaryota; Metazoa; Arthropoda; Insecta; Diptera; Calliphoridae. Gene Ontology annotation, biological process: iron-sulfur cluster assembly. Gene Ontology annotation, cellular component: cytosol. The coding region runs from base 59 to 988 and encodes 309 amino acids. Gene Ontology annotation, molecular function: ATP-dependent FeS chaperone activity; 4 iron, 4 sulfur cluster binding; ATP binding. The record is from RefSeq and is a predicted model, not a curated record. The transcript has a single exon.